UUAAAUAAAUCACGUCUUUGUGCUCGCAACAUAUUUGAAAUGUUUAAGAUAGUAAUUUUUCUGUUUUGCACACUCUUCGCUUCCCAACUGCGUGGGAGUACGAGUACCGAUUGCAACGUGGAGGAUCUAGUGAGCCAGUGCGGUGGAUUCUGCUUCAGAGCGCUAUGGCCGAUACUGGAUCACAUUUCCUACCACCAGGAAUCGGGAUCUAAUGCAAGCGAUAUCAAUCACAUAGCCACACGAGUUCAACUGGAUAAAAUUGAGAAGCAACUGGUUGCCCAGCAACAGGUUCUAUCAAGCCUGGAAUCGUCUCAAAUGAACAUCCCAAAGAGUUUUGAGCAGAUCGGUAGCAGUUUCUACUACAUUGAGAAAUACAGCCAGCAGAAUUGGUUCGCCGCUAGAGAUAUCUGUCGUCGAAUGGGAGGUAACCUGGCGAGCAUUCGCAGCGAUGCGGAGCUCACCGCCCUCAACGCCAAGCUGCCAUCCUCAACUGAAUUCUGGCUGGACAUCAACGAUCUGGGUAAAACGGGCGCAUACGUGUCCUUGACCUCCGGAAAACAGUCAACCCUUCUUAAGUGGUCAUCGGGAGAACCAAACAAUACCAGCCAUCAUUGUGUUCUCCUGAAUAAUCUUAUGUAUGAUGCGAACUGCGACCAGUCUACUUUAUUCAUUUGCCAAGCAGGUGAUAUAAAGGAGUGAAAAAUUAUAAUAUUUUCAAUACAAUUUUAAAAAAUAAAAGAUUUUGCAAAAAACA
Messenger RNA from Drosophila subpulchrella, 754 nucleotides. RefSeq names its product C-type lectin 37Db-like. NCBI's taxonomy places the organism in Eukaryota, Metazoa, Arthropoda, Insecta, Diptera, Drosophilidae. The coding region runs from base 40 to 699 and encodes 219 amino acids. Gene Ontology annotation, molecular function: signaling receptor activity. The record is from RefSeq and is a predicted model, not a curated record. The transcript has a single exon.